AUGGCGAACAUUAUCUCAGGCGCCGACAUCUAUGGGCCUGGAUCAUGGAUCGAUCACGAUGCCCCAGCCGUCCCCGACGAUGCGCUCCGGCUUUUUGAAUCGCUUGCGGCGGUGACCCCAGGCUUCACGCAAGAUAAAGAGAUGUGGAAGUCUGUUUCGUUCCAAGGCUCGCCGCAGACAAUCGCCCCUGGCCCACUCAAGUCUCCUGUCAUUGCCGCGGCAGUGCACGCCAUGUGCGGAGUGGUUGCCAACGAGCUCCUGGCCCUCCGAGACGGCGGCAGUCCUAUCCGCCAUGUUGGUAUCAACACAGACCAUGCUGCAUUCUGGCUUGGGUGUGUUGGCAUGGCCAAGCGCAACGGGUCAACCGUCCGAGAGUUGGCUAAACGGGGAGAGCUUGCGGGCAUCUUCUCCAAGGACCUGGAGAAGGGCACGUUUGCAACGCCUCUGCGACUCCGCGCGACAGCCAACUAUCCGACCAAAGAUGAGGGGCUCUGGUACCAGCUCCAUGGCUCGCUCGAUGCGGGUCCUGUGCUGCAAGCCGUUGGCCUGGACGCAGAGACACCUUGCAGCGGGCUCGAUGAAGCCUACAAGCUCAUCGGCAAACACGUGCGGAAGUUUGGCGCUCACGAGCUGGAAGGCAUCAAUAUUGAGCGUGGCCUCUGUGGGAGUAUCUGCUAUACUCCGGAGUCGUGGAGGCAGACGCGGAUGAGCAAAGACCUCUCCAAACACCCUCUAGUAAACUACAAGUUGCAGUCACACGCCAUCCCUACACCAGCGAUUCCUUUGAGCCCCGGCUCCGACAAGCGACCUUUGGCUGGCAUCAAAGUAGUGGAAAUUGUGCGGAUCAUUGCAGGCCCAGUGAUUGGAACGACGUUGGCGGCACUAGGAGCUGACGUUGUCCGCAUCAACUGCAGCAGGCUACCAGACUUCAAUUCUUUGCAACUCACGCUCAACGCCGGAGUUCGCACGUUGGACAUUGACUUUGACAAAGAGGACGAGCUCCAGCACCUUCUCAGUCUCAUCCAGGACGCCGACAUCUUCGUCCAGGGCUACCGUUCAGGGUCCCUAGCCAGGAGAGGAAUGGGCCUCCACGACCUCUUGGAGAUAGCCGGAAAACGGAGCAAGGGCAUCGUCUACGUCGAAGAGAAUUGCUACGGACCAAACGGCCCCAUGCACGAGCGCCCAGGCUGGCAGCAGGUAGCCGACGCCGCCUCUGGAUGUUCAUAUGUCACCGGAAGAAGUCUGGGUCAUACAGACGGCACUUGCGUAUUGCCGGCUCUCCCUGUCCCAGACAUGUUGACCGGUUUGAUUGGCGCUAUUGGGGCUAUGAUGGCUAUAAGAGACCGCACGCGUCAGGGAGGCUCCUAUCACGUCUUCGCCUCACUCAUGGCGGCAGCCGCCAUGCCCUUGCAGCCAGACGUCGGCCUAUACUCUCCCGAAGCUGUGAAACAGUGCAAUGAAAGAUUCCAGUGGGGCGGAACUGGUCCAGAGCUAUUCGUCCUAGAGCUGCUAGAUGUUGUGCUUAAGGGAUGGGCCGAUGUGUUUCCCGACCACUUUGGGCCGGAAUCGCCAUGUUUCACCCAGCUGAAAGACAUCAAGGGCAGUGACAUGAAGACUGAACACGAGCACUGCGAAGAUGCUGGAAGCGAUGUUGUGGCUGGUGGCGGCUUGCAUCGUCGCCUCAACAACAGGCAGAUACAGCUUAUUACCAUUGGCGGAACCAUUGGCACUGGUCUAUUCGUGAGCAUCGGGGCUGCUCUCGCCAAGGGGGGACCUGUGAAUCUUCUGACCUGCUUCCUGCUCUAUUCUUGUGUGGUGGCCCUCGUCAACAACUCCAUUGCCGAGAUGGUCACAUAUAUGCCUGUUUCUGGGGGGUUUAUUCGCCUUGCGGGCGAUUGGUUCGAUGAUGCCUUAGGAUUCAUGGUCGGCUGGAAUUUCUUCUUGUACGAGGCUCUUCUCAUUCCCUUUGAGAUGGUGGCACUGAAUAUCGUAUUAUCCUUUUGGGCUCCUGGCAUCUCGGAACCUGGGCCUUUGGCUGGAUUUUGUGUAGGGGUUAUUGUCUCCUAUGGUAUUAUCAACCCCGUUGCGGUGAAUAUCUUUGGCGAAGCCGAGUUUUGGCUUUCAGCAGGGAAGGUCACUCUGGCAUUCAUGCUUUUCGGCUUUACAAUCAUCACUAUGGCUGGCGGGAACCCUCAAGGAGAUGCAUACGGGUUCCGGAACUGGCACACCCCUGGUGCCUUUGCGACUUUUACUUCCACUGGAGACCUCGGCCGCCUUGAAGGGUUUAUGGGCGUAUUGAUCACCGCGGUAUUCAUCAUUGUCGGGCCCGACUAUAACUCUAUGGUGGCCGCUGAGGCAAAGCACCCCAGCCGAUAUAUCAAGUCAGCCUUCAAGACAGUAUACCUUCGCUUCGGUAUCUUUUUUGUUGGAAGUGCUGUGGCAGUAGGGAUUGUGAUUCCCUACGAUGAUACGAAGCUACGAAGCAUCCACAUCGAUGGUCAGGGCACCGGGACCUCCAAUGCCUCGCCAUAUGUCAUCGCGAUGCAGAAUAUGGGCAUCACUAUCCUUGCCCAUAUCAUUAACGCCUUGCUAUCCCUCGAGGGUCAUGCUCCAGCUUUUCUCAAGCGGGUCAAAAAGUCUGGCAUCCCCAUCAAUUGCUUUGCCGUUACCAUGGCCUUCCCGUUUUUGGCAUUUCUACAGGCCAACAGCGGCUCUGCAAAGGUUCUGAGUACCCUCAUCUCCGUCAUUGCUGGUGGUUGUCUUGUCAACUAUAUCGUCAUACUGAUCACCUUUCUAUCUUAUCAUAAAGGCUGCAAAGCUCAAGGCGUCGAUCGCAGAAGCGGACCAUAUUAUGGUUACCUUCAACCCUACGGUGCCUGGGUAGCUCUGGUCCUGAAGAUAGCUAUCGCAUUUUCCAAUGGAUACACCGCGUUUCGCCCUUGCAAUACCUCCGAUGUCUUCGCCAACUAUACCAUGCAGCUUCUUGCACCUGUGUUGUACACAGGAUGGAAGUUGGCCAAAAAGACACAGAUCAAAAAAGCCCAUGAGGUAGACCUUCAAUGGGCUCGGUCAAGCAUUGAUCGGUAUGAAGCUGAAGCACUGGUCAAGGAUCCGCCUUCGAGCUUCUGGGGAGAGAUGGCGUCGUUGAUAGGCUUUGGCAAGAAUAAUUUGUAA
Molecule: messenger RNA, 3174 nt
Organism: Colletotrichum aenigma
Lineage: Eukaryota; Fungi; Ascomycota; Sordariomycetes; Glomerellales; Glomerellaceae
Gene: AGP2-2
Product: General amino acid permease AGP2
Exons: 5
Coding region: 1-3174 (1057 amino acids)
Biological process (GO): amino acid transmembrane transport
Cellular component (GO): membrane
Molecular function (GO): amino acid transmembrane transporter activity; catalytic activity
Source: RefSeq, a predicted model, not a curated record